GGUACCUCACACUGCUUCUCGUAGUUACUUCAGCGACCCUCGCCUUUUGGUCAGACUGCCUUCGAGGCUACUCCUGCCUGGCCUGGGGACCGAAGCUGACUGCGAGCUAGCGUUGUGUAUUCUGCUACCCCGGCCUAUUGGUCCCGUUGAGGCACAUCGACUACCCGAAGCCCGAAAAGCUGAGCUGUACUUGGGUGGCAACAAUCUCGGCUGCUGCCGAAAACUUGCUCCUGCUUCCCCUCGUCAAUCACAGAUAUCUGUCCUCAGGUCAUGGAUGCUCCAGCAUCGAGUACGCAACAACGUCAUCCGGAUCACUCUUCCACCACUGUACGAAGGUCUCCACCUGGCUCAUUGGGCGGCUCCCCCAAAGGAAUGAUGAUACAUCCUCCCACGCCAUUCACGGGUAUGCCACAAGGCGCCCGCGGCCCCGGUCUUGCUCCUGCACUGCCUCUAUUAGAGUCACGAUCACCUGGAGGAUACAACUCUGGCUCAUAUCGACAUUCCACCUCACCAAGCACUGCAUCAGGUGGUAUACCAGAAAGCUCCGCCACCGAUCACUCCAGCUUAGUGAUCUCGCCCACUCACGUAACGUCUGCCAAUCUCAACGCACAAAAACGAGCGUACCGACAACGAAGAAAGGACCCGUCGUGCGAUGCAUGCCGGGAGCGUAAAGUCAAGUGUGAUGCAACCGAAACAACGGCAUGCUCUGAAUGCUCCAGCCGAAACCACAAGUGCCAGUUCACAAAAGAUACGAACCGACGCAUGUCGUCGAUAAAACAAGUCCAGGACCUGCAAAGUCAGAUCGCCGAGCUUCAACAAGAAAAACAGCACCUCCUUAAUCGAAUGGGAGGGCAGGACAAAAUGGACGUAGAUCCUCCGUCUAGAAAUCAUAGAGAGCAGAGACCGCAGUCAUCGGCUACAGCAGGAAGAGCGCCGGCGCCCGCUAUGGAAAACUUUGAACACGUCCGAAAUAAUAUCUACGUUCACUCGGCUGGCAUUUUCCAACCCCCAAGACCCCAUCUCCGAUAUAAGCCUUCAGAGUCAGCAGACGCACUUCCCAGCAUCCCCCCGCGAGCGGAUUUCGCUCACAUCUCUCGACGGUAUCUGGACACGAUACACGACGCCUAUCCAGUCUUACACUGGCCCACGUUCCAGCGCGAAGUCGAUCAGGUGUAUACGGCCAGGAGCUUUAACGGAAUAUCGAGGGAUUGGAUUGGCAUGUACUUUGCGGUUCUUGCCUGUGGCUGUCUCAACGCGGAACACGAUGCCCCUCAUGGACACAAUAGUGGAAUGAACUUCUACGACAUCGCAACACAAAUGCUGAGUCCUUGGCCACAAGAUGGGAGCAUGGAUCAGGUACGGCAGCUCUUUCUCCUGGGAUUAUUUGCUACGGAGAGCAACAUGAAGUCCGCCGGGUCGAUGUGGCUUGCGUGUGCAACCAGGGUUGCGCAGAGCAUAUCGCUAAGCCGCGAGGAUACCGCCCAUUCUGCGUUUGAAGUCGAGAUGCGAAGACGGCUGUGGUGGGCAAUUUACGUACAGGACAGAUUAACAUCGCUCGGGGUCAACCUACCGUUCACGAUCCACGAGGAUGACUGCGACGUCUCGCUUCCUUCCCCUAUCGACGACCGUUACAUUACUUCAUUGAAUGUACCGUAUCCACAAAACAUGUCGGCCUCCCCGUUGGUGGCGCUGGUCAGGACUACCAGACUUGUUUCUGGAAUAAGGCAAUCAUUAAAGUCAGAAGUCAUCGCCAACAAUGACCUGCAAGCCCAUGAGGAGCAGUUUAGAUCGGUUUUAUCUCAACUACCAGAGGCCUACAACCCACAUUCAGACGCACGCUUGGAACCUUCAUCCCUCAUGCCAAUCAUUGCGCUUCACUUUGCGCGCUUCCAACUGUACAGACGCAAUCUGUCGCCAGUCUGCGCACCAGCAGACAGAGGGGCUGCAUUGACCCAUUGCGCGGCUGUUGCGCACGACACCGCGAAAAUCCUUCAGCGUGCCCUGCACACACUCGAUCCGGACAAGAAUUGGGCUCGACGCAUGGCGAGCAACACUGUGUGCCUCCACUUUUGGAGGUGCAUCUUGAUACUAUGCUUGCAAAAGGAGUUCCAAGCUGCCCAGAUUAUAAUAGCCACAUCGGCAGCCAUUGGGAACAUACGGAAGAUCAACACAGCUUGCGGAAAGAACAUGGUGUUCUUUCUGGAGCAGCUCGCUGAACGCGCACGCAGAGGCGACGGCCGCAUGUAUCAAUUUGCCGACGACGAAGAGCUACUUGCGUAUGCAAGCGGGGACUUGCAGAGCAGCCUCGAGCACUCUUGGGCGUGGGCAGGUGCAACUGGAAGGACGACACAUGCGCGUGGGACGAGCGACCCCUUACGGUCUGAUCCGAGUGCACCAGACAAUGGAGAAAGGAAUUGGCCUGGCUGGGGCGCGGUGGAAUACAUGAUGUCCACGUUGAUGGGAUUGCAGAAACAGUCUGAACGGAAUGCGCCAGCGUACUAUCCCACACCUCAUAAUCCUAUGAAGAGGGUGCAAUUGGCAUCCGACGCACCUGCCGCUACCUCCCCAAAAUCAUCGACGGCGCCGUCGAACGCGAGCCGCAUCAGCAUUGCCAACAUCAUAUGAAGGCACGAGAAACGGUUUGAGGAAAUAGAAUUGGCCGUCGAUCAACCAGUCGUUGCUCUCGAUGCCGAUUCCUGGGGCAACUACCCGUACGCGACGCUGGUCUAAAUCUUUCGCUACAUACCUACGAUGUACACGGGAUCAUUGUACGACUACUCUCUUUUUUCACG
Molecule: messenger RNA, 2792 nt
Organism: Paraphaeosphaeria sporulosa
Lineage: Eukaryota; Fungi; Ascomycota; Dothideomycetes; Pleosporales; Didymosphaeriaceae
Exons: 4
Coding region: 271-2625 (784 amino acids)
Biological process (GO): regulation of DNA-templated transcription; DNA-templated transcription
Molecular function (GO): zinc ion binding; DNA-binding transcription factor activity, RNA polymerase II-specific; DNA binding
Source: RefSeq, a predicted model, not a curated record